Molecule: messenger RNA, 9099 nt
Organism: Cygnus atratus (black swan)
Lineage: Eukaryota; Metazoa; Chordata; Aves; Anseriformes; Anatidae
Gene: AP3B1
Product: adaptor related protein complex 3 subunit beta 1
Exons: 27
Coding region: 166-3474 (1102 amino acids)
Biological process (GO): intracellular protein transport; anterograde synaptic vesicle transport; vesicle-mediated transport
Cellular component (GO): AP-3 adaptor complex; membrane coat; clathrin adaptor complex
Source: RefSeq, a predicted model, not a curated record
GCGACGGCACCACCGGGCGGCGGGGCGGGGCGGGGCGGGGCGGACCGAGUUCCGUCCCCCCCCCCGUCACGUGGCCAUCCCGCCCCGUGCCCGGUGCUUGGCGGGGGGUGUGUGCCGUGCCGUGCCGUGCCGGUAAGUUUGUCGGAGCGGGCAGCGAGCGGCGACAUGUCCGGUAACGGGCACAGCUACGGCGAGCAGGCCGGCGAGGCAGCGCCCGAGCUGGCUCAGGAGGCGGCGCCCACCACGGCCCCUUCGUUGCCCGCGGCCUUCGGGCUCUUCAGCAGCGACACCAAGAAAAAUGAAGACCUAAAACAAAUGCUGGAAAGCAGUAAAGAUUCUGCAAAGCUGGAUGCUAUGAAAAGGAUUGUUGGGAUGAUUGCAAAGGGAAAAAAUGCUUCUGAGCUCUUUCCUGCUGUUGUGAAGAAUGUUGCCAGUAAAAAUAUUGAGAUAAAAAAGCUUGUAUAUGUUUAUCUGAUGCGUUAUGCAGAAGAGCAGCAAGAUCUAGCAUUGUUGUCCAUCAGUACUUUUCAGCGUGCUUUAAAAGAUCCUAAUCAGCUAAUCCGUGCAAGUGCUUUGAGAGUUCUGUCUAGUAUCCGUGUGCCAAUUAUUGUUCCUAUUAUGAUGCUUGCUAUUAAGGAAGCCUCUUCUGAUUUAUCACCUUAUGUGAGGAAGAAUGCAGCCCAUGCAAUCCAAAAACUGUACAGUCUUGAUCCAGAGCAAAAGGAAAUGUUAAUUGAAGUGAUAGAAAAGCUUUUGAAGGAUAGAAGUACGCUGGUAGCUGGGAGCGUUGUGAUGGCAUUUGAGGAAGUGUGUCCGGAUAGAAUAGAUCUGAUCCACAAAAACUACAGAAAGCUCUGUAACUUGUUGGUUGAUGUGGAAGAAUGGGGCCAAGUUGUUAUAAUCCACAUGUUAACUCGAUAUGCACGUACACAGUUUGUAAGCCCCUGGAAAACGGAUGACGAUGUUGUAGAAGAAUACAACGAAAACAAUUUCUAUGAAUCUGAUGAAGAACAGAAAGAAAAGGAUCGGAAUGUGAAAAAGACGUAUACUAUGGACCCAGAUCACAGGCUGCUGUUACGAAAUACCAAACCCUUGCUUCAAAGCCGAAAUGCUGCUGUGGUAAUGGCAGUUGCACAGCUUUAUUGGCAUUUGGCACCAAAAUCUGAAGCUGGUAUUGUUUCUAAAUCAUUAGUGCGUUUACUUCGUAGUAAUAGGGAGGUGCAGUAUAUCGUUCUGCAAAAUAUUGCCACUAUGUCGAUUCAGAGAAAGGGCAUGUUUGAACCUUAUCUGAAGAGUUUCUAUGUUAGAUCAACUGAUCCAACAAUGAUCAAAACUCUGAAGCUUGAAAUCUUGACAAAUUUAGCAAAUGAAGCCAACAUAUCAACUCUGCUACGAGAAUUCCAGACUUAUGUGAAGAGCCAAGAUAAACAGUUUGCUGCAGCUACUAUUCAGGCUAUAGGCAGAUGUGCAACUAACAUCACGGAAGUGACUGACACAUGCCUUAAUGGCCUUGUAUGUUUGCUGUCCAACAGAGAUGAAACUGUGGUUGCUGAAAGUGUUGUUGUCAUUAAGAAACUGCUACAAACCCAGCCAGCACACCAUGGUGAAAUUAUUAAACAUAUGGCCAAACUCUUGGAUAACAUUACAGUUCCAGUAGCAAGAGCCAGCAUCUUGUGGCUCAUUGGGGAGUACUGUGAACGGGUUCCAAAGAUUGCACCUGAUGUUUUGAGAAAGACGGCCAAGAGCUUCACUAAUGAAGAUGACCUUGUAAAGUUGCAGAUCUUAAAUUUGGGAGCAAAACUCUAUUUAACAAACUCAAAGCAGACAAAAUUGCUUACCCAGUACGUAUUAAAUCUCGGCAAGUAUGAUCAAAGCUACGACAUCAGAGACCGUACAAGAUUUAUUAGGCAGCUUAUUGUUCCGAAUGAGAAGAGUGGAGCUUUAAGCAAAUAUGCCAAAAAAAUAUUUCUGGCACAGAAACCUGCCCCAUUGCUUGAGUCUCCUUUUAAAGAUCGAGAUCAUUUCCAGCUUGGCACCUUGUCUCACACACUGAACAGCCGAGCUACUGGCUACCUGGAGCUGUCUGACUGGCCAGAUGUGGCACCUGACCCUGCUGUGCGAAAUGUUGAAGUGGCUGAGUCGGCAAAGGAAUGGACUGCAAUUCUAGGUAAGACAAAGAAAGAGAAACCUACUGAAAAGUUCUACUCUGAAUCAGAAGAGGAGGAAGAUGAGUCUGCCAGUACCAGUGCAACAGAGAGUGAGUCUGGCAGUGAAAGUGAGAAGGAAGAUAAGGAGGAAGGCAGCAGUGCUGAGAGCAGUGGAAGUUCCUCUUCCAGUGAAGAAUCAAGUGACAGUGAAUCAGACAGCAAAGAAAGUACAGCAAAGAAAACAUCUGGAGCUGUUAAGGAAAGUAAUGCAGAGGAAAGUAAAAAGAAAGCAAAGGGGAUCUCCAAAAACAGAAACACAUCCAGUUCCUCUGAUACAGAGUCCAGUUCGUCAGAGGGAAGUUCUUCAGACUCCAAAUCAGUAUCAGACUCUAGAAGUGACUCUGAUUCUGGAAAAUCUAGAAGUGCUACUUCUAGUAAGAAAGAAGAAAAAACUGCGCAAGAUAGAAAAACUCCAAGUAAACAAGAUGUUUUUCUCUUAGAUUUAGAUGACUUCUACCCUGUGACAACUCCUGUGGCAGUUCCUACAGCAGCUGUUUUGUCCCCAAGUUUAACAGCAGACCUAGAGGGAUUAAGUCUGUCAGGUUCAUCGGUCAUUGAUGUUACUACCCAAGUCUUCGUGCCAACAAAAACACAUGAAAUGCUUCAUCGAAUGACUGGAAAAGGAUUAUCAGCUCAUUAUCACUUCUCAAGACAGCCAGACAUGUUUGGUGAUCAUAUGGUAUCUGUGCAAGUGACAGUAACAAAUACAACUGAUCAGAAGAUAGAGAAUAUUCACAUAGGGGAGAAGAAGUUACCUCUAGGCAUGAGGAUACAUGAGUUUAAUCCAAUAGAGUUCCUCGAGCCUGGGGGAUCUGUGACUGUCUCAAUGGGUAUUGACUUCUGUGAUUCUACUCAGACUGCCAGUUUCCAGUUAUGCACGAAGGAUGAUCAUUUCAAUGUUAACAUUCAGCCCCCUGUUGGAGAACUGCUUUUGCCUGUCACUAUGUCAGAGAAAGACUUUAAGAAGGAGCAAGGGAUGCUGACAGGAAUGAAUGAGACAUCUGCUACCAUAGCUGUUGCUCCACAGAACUCUACCAGUCUUGUGAUAAUUGAGAAAGUAGUGAAGGCAGCAAACCUGGGUGUAGUCCCUUCUGGUCAAGACAACAUACACAGGUUUGCAGCUAAGACUGUGCACAGUGGGUCACUGAUGCUAGUCACAGUGGAGCUGAAGGAGAGCUCUACAGCACAGCUCAUCAUAAACACUGAGAAAACCGUGAUUGGUUCUGUUCUGCUGCGGGAGCUGAAGCCUGUCCUGUCCCAGGGGUAACCUGCUUACAUCUGGACUUCAGAAUCUGGCACACAACAAAAGUGCCUGGCAUCCACUACUGCUGCCUUUCAUUUAUAAUAAUAGCCCUUCCAUCUGGCAGUGGGGGGAAGAAUACACUCUUGACAUUCUUGUCUUCUGCUUUAGAAUGCUAGUGUGUAUCUAUCAUGUAUGCAAGUCCUCUCCUUUUUUUCUGCUUGCUAACCAAAGAACAUACAUUUUACUGUCAGUUAUCUGCAUUCUUAAAUGUAUUUCCCGUUUGUUCUAUCCUAGUACUUCCCUCUCUGAUCCCAUUUUCCCUUUCCCCACUGUAGUAGACAAAUACUGGAUUAUAAAGUUCAAGGGAAAUCACACUGCUGGAAAACUGUGUUAAAAUGGCAGAUAGGUUCCAGCAACAUACACAGCAACUGUGUGUGUGGUUCUGAGAAGUUUGAUUGUGUAAGUGUAACAGCACAAUAAGUGCAAGAAAAUUGUUUGCUUUCUGAAAAUCCUUGUAAACCUGAACUGAUGUAGUAAGAUUGUUGUUCCCACUUAAUGUCAUUUUCACAAAUAUUUUGUUGAUGUGCCAAUAAAGUAGUGCUAUGAGCAGAAAGUCGAUCUCUCCUCUUUUGGUAGAGAACCAUUAAUGAUUGUCAGUAAUGUAUAUAACUGGGUAAUUUAAAGUAAAUACUAACAAGAUUGAAUGCCACAUAUGCAUUAGGAAAGUGUUUUUGUGAAAGUAGACAGUGUUUGUGCUCCAAUUUUAAUUUUCUGAUGUGCAGUUACAUUUUCGUUAAUGAACAAAACCCAUAACUCUCUAUUUUCAAAUUGGCCUAUUCAUGAAAUACUGACUGAAGAGACUAUUUUGGUAAAUACUGUCACCUAGCUUAAUAAAUCAUUCAAAUUCUUCGCUUGAAAUUUUUAUUGUAUACCUAGGCUAGUAUCUACCACCUUUGCAUAAACCAGGGCUUGAGGCAAAGAGAAAUUCAUAGCCAUAUCUACUGAGCUGAGAAGUCCAACAGCUGUGCCACCUUGGCGGUACACAAUUUUCUACCUGUUGCUACAGUGGCUGUAACCUGAACAUGAUUUUGACUUUCCAUUCACAUUCUGGGUACAUGGUAGGAGCGAAGAUGCUAAACUUCGUCAUUUCCUAUCAGUUCUCACUUCUAAUACAGCUAUUCCUAGUAUCUCAUGGCUAUGCCAUAGAUGUUUUUGUGACACAGAAAGACAUUUGAAUAACUCCAUAUCCUUUCUCUGUCACAAGGACCCUUGCAUUGUCCUCCUGUGCUGGCCAGGUUGUGCUGGUUUGUUUAGCUUUACGGAUGACAGGAAAUAAUACCACUUCAUCAGAAAUGUUGUAUUAGUGCAUACUGGAAUAUUCUAAAAUUUUCUGCUAAAAUGUAGUGGAACCAAGAAGUAGCUCUGACAUGUAGCGGAGUUUACUGGGAAAUUCUAAAGAGACUUUUUUGCUAGGUAUUGAAGUUGCACUUCUGUAAGAAAUCUGGGUUUCACUAGCACCCAAAAUAUACUGGUAUAUUUCUCAGACAAGAAACAAGAAUCUAACGUCCUCAACAGGAAUGUACAUUUUUUUAAUCAACAUUUACAUUAUUUUCUAAAGUCCCGAUCUUGCAAUACAUUUUUUCUUGAAUUAUAAAGCGUGAUGUAAGAGCUAUUAUUCAAACAGAUGGAAAAUUAUUCACUGUAGAAAAUCUUUACAGAGAAAAUGCAGAUUGGUCUAGGUGGUGUUUGAUAUUAAGACUCAGAAGAUACAGAGGGAAAGGCGCAAAACUCUACAUCCUAAGGAAAGACUGAACUGUGAAACCUUCAGCCAUGCUUGUAAAGGAAAAAUAAACAGGAAUUGCUUCAUGUACCACAGUAUAAAUCAAAGGAAAGUAUAUUAUUACUGUAUGUCAUACACAUUCCUGAGUAAAUUCUGCCUCCCUAGAGUACUUCAUAGACUUUACUGGUGAAGACCAGAAAUGAGUAUAGUAAGGGUAUUUGGGGCAUUUCUGGUAUUUACAUUUUUCAACACUUUGUGAUUUGGUCCAAGGUUCAGGAACUCUUUAUACCUGCGUCUGGACUGACAAUGUGAUUUGCAAAUUUAUUCUAGCUUCCCCAGACAGUAGUUUGGGAGGAAAAUAUUUCUAAGGACAGUUAUUUAAAUAGUAAAAUAUGUGUGAAAUAAAGCUUAGCUCUUCAGGAACCUAAACAUGAGCACAUGUACAUGUCUUACAUUAACAGCACGAGUUGCACUCAGUCAUAAUUCAGCCAGGUAGUAGUAGUUAGCAAUAGUUUCUUGCUUUCGCUAUAUAUCAUUUUUAUUCACUUUCUUCCAUACUUUUCAUCAUCUGUAGAGGGGUGUUAAAGCUUAUUAGGAUAUGAAGUAGAUGACUAGUCUAAAUUGCAAGCUGGAAUUCACUUCAGAGUGAUUUGGUUGUACCAGGUAGCAGCAGCUCCUACCUCUGCAGGCAGUUUUUUCAGGAGCUGCAUGCUAAGAACCAUCUGGCUUCUGUGAGAACCUAGACACACAAAGCCUUGAAGCAUACCUGCAUGCACAAAUCAGGAUGUGGGAGCAAGGCUAUGCAUAGUAUUGCAGGACUGGUGAGUUAGGUUUGCUAAGAUAGCUAAGGAGUUGUAUCAAUUGUCCAAUUUGGGGAGCAGGAGGUGAGAAUUCAAAUGCAGUGGAAAGAAACAGAAACAGAAAAUCGGUAAUAACUACAAACUGAAAUGUAUUAUCAAAACAGGGAAUGUGUGUGAUUUUAACUCAUUCAGUCAUGCCCAAGGUAAUUAAAAUUCAAAGAGACUCCAAUAUUGUGAUCUAGUGUUAGUGUUAAAACUGAUACUGGUAAUUAUGGGUUGAAGAACUAUGAAAUGAGCAAGGGCAAAUAGAUCAGAAAGAUUCUGCAUAGUGAAAAAUCGACAGAUUCUUUGCUUUCUGGUUGUUUACACAAACACACCUAUUGUGAAGUCUUUUUUGGUUUGGCAGGUGGAGAGGUUGGUUUGUUUGUUUGUUGUCUUUUGUCUUUUUUAUUAUUUAAUAAAACUAUGUCCAAAUCAUGCUUCAUUUUAAAAUAAUUCAAACUGUUUGCAUAGAAUAUGGUACAGGGAAAAGCUGUCAUGUCACUGGAUGGUAGAAUAUAAACAUUGGCUCAAUGCAUGACAGUCAAAAUAACAAUGUUUUUCCUGUUAUUUUUCUUUCACAUUUUAUGUUGUCCAAUAAAGGACAAUAUAUUAUUUCCUGCAUAGUCUGCUUUAAUUCUAGUAAUUCAUUUCUAAAGAAAACUGCAGAAAUAGAAAUGAGUUUAGAGCUAGGAAUCAAAUAAUGGAAGAUAUAAAUAGACUACCAUGUGAAAGGACAGUGGAAGUAAUGAAAGUGUUUUUAGAACAGGUACAGUAUAUGAAAUAAUGAAUGGCAUAGAAAAGAUAAUUUUGGUUUUCCUGAUGAUCUUUUCUACUAACUCAGAAUGAAGGUAGCAUUCUGUAACAUUUAUAGAAUGAUAAAUAUAAACCGGAGGAAGGAAGUAACAUUUUUUUCCGUGUUUUUAAAUACAUGUACUUAAGCUCUGGCCAUACCUGACACGGUAUGUGCCUGAAACAAGCCAAUGAGGGUCAGAUUCUGUUCCCUUCAUUUUUUUGUUAGUUCAUCUUCCUCCCCUUCCCAAUAUCUUGAUUGUUUUGUCAUAGAGUGCAUGUUUUUGUAACACUUGUAUGUUACAUUAAAUGUUUUACGAUGCAGACACUGGACUUUUCUGUGUUUGCAUAGUGUGGCUUCAUUGCGGAUAGGAGCCUUUGUGUAUAACCCUGAUAAAAGCAAUUCUUCUGUUAAGGUUAUUUUCAUCUUAUCUGGUGUACUUGUGCUUUCUGUAGCACAGUUCAGUGAACCUGUUUGGAGGAGAAAGAGAUGGCAAACAUCACUGUAUACUUUCCAAUACCUAUAGCUAACUGGUUUUGCUUCAGAAGGCAGAAGGUGAACCUGACUCACUGCUGCAAGGUCUGAGUGACCAUACUGCCUCAAUUCCUGAUCCAUUUAAAUCUGUGUAUACAUCCUGGUGUGUAUACAUAUAUCUUUACAGUGUUGUUCUAAACUCCCUUUUCCCAUUAUGCAUGUAUAAAAGAAAGGGAGCAAAUGAGUUUUGCUGGCUAUCCCCAUUGAGGGUGAAGUGCCUUUAGUCACCAGUGCUGCAGCUUCCACCACAGCUCUUCCAGUCCUCUCCAGGUUGAUUUCUGAGGAGAGGGAAGGGGACAACAACCCUGCCCUGAAGCACCCUUGUUGCUUCAGGAAAGAGCAAGAGUUUGUAGGUGCUCUGGGGUCCUUCUCAUCCUUUUGCCCUGUAGAAAUGGACUCUGGGUGGUGGAAUGGUGGGGAAAGGCCUCCUCUUGUAGCAGCCGUGCCUGGCAGCCAUUUAGCCACUUGCCAGAGCAAAUGGCUGGGCAGGGAGGAAGAUGUCCAGUAAAAUGGAGGGAGCACCAAGGUCCCAGCAGAGUCCUGGGUGCAGGGAGAGGCAGCCUUUUGCCUCUUUGCAUCUGUUGUUUCUGACCCAAACAGCUGCCCCUUGUAGCUCCCGAGCACCAGCAGCAGUUAGGGGCUGCCCAUGCGCAUGUGGCAUCAAGGCCUGGAUGGCCAGGGAAGAUACAGACACCUCAAGAGAGAAACUCCCUGGGAAACGAGCUGCUAAAGCAGAAGGAAACGCAGAGCAGGAAUGCCCCAGGAGUGGAAAUAUGGUGCCACGGGAGGUGGAUUUGCACCCCAAGGAGAUCUCUGUGUGUGUGACUUGAACGAGCUGCAGCUAUGACAGGGACCAUGAGCAGACCCUUGUGAGCAUUUACCAGGAUUUCAGUUUAAUCACUCCUCCUAUUUUCAUUUUGGUUAGCCCUGAUUUUGUAUACUGUUGUGGGGAUGUUCAGUCAGGUUUUUUUUUUCCUGUCAAGAGAAGGACAGGGUGCCGACCAGGCAGAGCCAGGCCAUUGGGCUUACGCCUGGCCCCAGCCUUGGGUGAUCCAGCCUGGGAGGUACGUGGUGCUCCACACACCUCCUGAACACUGUGAGUGAGGAGGAGAUGGAAGAAUUACUGAUUCAGCUGCUUCUUCAGACUGUUUUCUCCCAUUCUAGCAAAAAUCAGGUAUGGGUCCUCCUCAGUACUGUUGUUUCCUCCCUCAGUUGUAUUUCUCCAAAUCUUUUCAGAUCCCUACUCAAAUCGGCAGAAUGAUUUGGAUUUAAAAACUCAUAGCCAUUUUUUGUGGGGCUGUGUUUUUUGUUGGUGGUGGUGGUGGUUUUGUUUUUGUUUUCUUUUGAUGGGAUUUGGAUUUGUUUGUGGUCAGAUUAUUUCACCAAUGGGGCUUAAACUCAGCCUUCCAGACAUUUGGAUUCAGCCCAAGCACUGAGGGGGCAAACUGUAGUGAGUUGGAGAGAGGAGGCCCUUCAGCUCCUCUUGCUGUACCGUCUCAGCAUCACACCAGAAUAGUAACUAAAUGGCUUCUUUUACCAGAAAAAAAACAAGGGCACCUUUUUGAUACUGGGCCCAAAAGUCGUUAUUCUUCUUCAGCCUGAUCUGCAGGCCUCUGGCAAAGCCUGCUUUUGGGCAAAGUUAGUUGGUUUCAGCUUCAUGUAAUUGAAAGUCAUUCUGAUUUCUGCACCACGGUGUAAUUGCU